AUGGCGGAGCCGUAUGUCGACCCGAUAACGUUCCAAUUGAUGUGGUACCAGCUGACCAAGAAAGGAUGGAGCUUCCGGAAGUCCGUCGGCCUUAGCAACGACCAGCGUUACGUUCCACCGGACGGGAAUGUGAAGGGAACUGAAGGCGUCGACGUUUUCGUCGGGGAGAAAAGCUUGGUCAAGCACUGUAUGCAGCAAGGGUGGUUUCCUGAGUACCUCGGAUUGCCCCCAGGAGUGCCUCCGCGCUCGACGACCCCGAGCUCGACGCCUCCCCCCGAAACGCCUUCGCACCCAACGCCGCCACGCUCGACACCUCCCACAACGGUACCGUCGCAAACGGCACUAAGCGCGACGGCUGGAGAUCCUGUUCAAGGCCCAGAUGCACACCUAUCGGUAGCGGCUCCUUCUACCCCACCGGCAGCUGCAAAAUCUGCUACAAGAAUCCCAAAGCCUGCAGCCAAGGCGUCCAAACCGCCGACCAAGAGCAAGAGAAAACCGGCACCUCCGAAACGAAAGGCAGCACCUAAGGCCCGACUUUCAAAGCGACGUCACACUGACGAAGCUAUCACGGAGGAACGCCAAUGUGUUCCGGAAAGUUGUGAAGUUCCUUUUCCGAGUGAAGCUGUCCGUGUUACGGAUAGUGGUCAAUUUGCAGUUCCGGAUGUGAUGGAAGAUGUUGUGGAGAGUGCUAAAGAUGAUAUUCCGGAUGAAUUCCAGCGAGAGACAACCCGUGCCCGUGAUCCACGCUUUGUUACGCUUGACGACUUCGACUCGGAUGGCUUUCUGACCGCAUUGCGUCGUGACCGGCUAUUUGAACCACUUGACAGUGAUGACUUGAAUGGUGUGACUCAAGCGAUGAUGAGUUGA
Molecule: messenger RNA, 867 nt
Organism: Phytophthora nicotianae INRA-310
Lineage: Eukaryota; Oomycota; Peronosporomycetes; Peronosporales; Peronosporaceae
Exons: 4
Coding region: 1-867 (288 amino acids)
Source: RefSeq, a predicted model, not a curated record